CCACUGUGGGAGACAUGAGUCUUAUGUAAUGAGGGUAGUGUUUACCUGGUCUAUCUCAAGUCACUUAUAACGCUGACGGGAUCAACUGGAGACAUUGACGAUUGAUCGGUGUGUCUCAUGGAUGUGGCCUGUGUGGUUGACUCGAUGUCCAUGCCCCGUCUCAUUGAUCACAGCUUAUUGAUACAGAUAGCUCAGUAUCCAAGUUAACACUGCAGCUGACACUUCCACAUCAGAUGUCACGGGCAUGGAGUGUGAUAUCAGCAUUCUGUGUGCGGCAGAUGCUCAGGCCUGGGCUGAGUUUAUACAGAAAAAGCUAUCAGAGGAGAAGUAUGGCUGCAUAGUGAGGGUAACAGUGGUACGGGUACAGGAUGGGCCCAUGGAGGAAGCUGUGACCAAGGCUCACAAGGCUGCUCAGGUACAGGCAGUGAUGCUGUCCCCAGACCUGGUGGAGCCUAUUGCACAGACACAUGACCCAGAACUACUGCCUGACUUUGGUCAACUGUUCCCCAAACAAUCCAAAUCAGUGGCUGUGUACUGUGGCUGUGAUGUGGAGGACUCCGUGGCUACAGAGGUGCUCUCCUGUUAUUUCAGGAACUUCCACAAGUGGGCCAAGUGUACUGCGGGGCAGCAGGAUGGGGAGGUGAACAAGGUGUUGGUUACUAUCAUACAGGUGUUAGAACAGGAGGUCAGCAAUGGUACAGACUCUGGUAUCCCAGAGGAGGACAUCUACGCUUUUCCUCCUGCGCCCCGUUCUGUGGGUGCCCAGCAGUUCAGAGUGUUUCCAGACCGGGUCAUGAUGGUGGGUGAAGAGAUGUUGAUAGUAUUUGAAGAAACUGCAGCCAAACCAGUUGCUAUCCAGUGUGAGGCUGACCUUUCACGAGAGGUCGUUGCUAAGGAGGAGAACAGUUGCACCUUCUCUUUCACUCUGCCACCAGAAUGGAAGAAAGAGGAAUCACAAGUGGAGCUAACAGUGUACUGUAAUGCAAUUCCUGUGGGUACGGCAACAGUACAGUUAGAGACCAAGUUGGAUGCAGUCUCCCGGCUGCUGAAAGAGGCAAUCAACCCUUUAGAGUUACUCGGUGCAGCCCUGGGUGCCCCAUGGGAUCCAGCUCUCAUGGAUCUCAAACUCAAACAAAUUUUACAGAGCAACUUCCCAGCUGGAAACUUUCAGGAUGUAUUUGAUGUGUCCAGUCAGAGACUGCCUCAAGGCAGAAGAAGUAACAAAGAAACCCCAACAAUUUUACAUUUUGCUGCAAAGUUUGGUUUGAAGGAGCUGUGUGCAGAGCUGUUGACAUGCCCUGGGGCAGCUCAAGCCUUUACAGUGGAAAAUGUCCAUGGACUACUGCCCAAUGAAAUUGCAGCUGCGCAGGGGCAUGAGGAGCUGGAAAAAUUCCUCACAGACUACAUGCAUACUGGUGUUCCGAUAGCCAUGGUGUACAACGAGAUGAUCUCAACAAAACAAAGUCAACCCAUGGAAGACAGCUCUCUUGGAGAGAGACCACCACCUCCUUGCCCUGGUGGAACCUACCCGGAUGCCCCUAACCAGGAAAAGAGCACCCAGAGUAUUUAUAUAGUAAUGGAUAGGAAUAGCACAGCAUCAAAUAGGACACAUGAUACAUCAACUUACAUGACCGCGUCUGAACUGCUCUCAACUAAUACCAACCCCCCAGAGUGUUCUACCCACACUGAGGCUGCCCCAUCUCCCCAUCUGGCCAUACUUUCACAGACCACCCUAAAGUCACAGAAAGCUAGCUCUAGUCCUUCUUCAUCCACUCAGUCCAUAUCUGAGGAUGGAGAUGUUACAGAUCUUCCCCGAUGUAAUUCUGACAGUGAUGACCACUCAACAUCCAGCCGAGCGAGUGGGUUGCAAGACGAGGUGAUGAGGUCAGCAGCUGUAGGGGAAAGCACCUCCCAAACACCUCAGCCAUUUUCACCUGCGCCACUACAAACAAAAAAAUUUUCCGUUGUGAACAUGACUGGUAUAAGCCAGAAGGACCAAGCCUUGAGAAACAUCCUUCAAUCUGCUGCUGAGGGCUCUGUGUCCAUGGAUGAAGCUAAGCAGCUAGUGACCAAAUGGGAUGAACAAUAUCGUAAAAGUCAGUCCACGUUUGACAGCAAAUGGAAUGCAAUCAAGGAAUUUAAAACUACAACUUUAGCAGACAGUGAUGAAACUACACCAGCUGUAGUUUCAGCUAGACCCAGGAAGAGCAGUUUUCUUUCAAAACUGUUCAAGAAAAAGACAAAGUCAACACCUGACCUAUCCGUCGAGUCCAAGUUCAAAACAAAAGCUAAGAAACCAGGGCGUUCUGGUAUAACCAGUGUGAUGACCCCUACCCCCCAGACCAAUGUGAUGACCCCCACAUCACCGACAUCCUCAGGUCCAGGAGUGAAGCUGAAAAAUGAGCUGACAGGUAUGUCUGCCGGUUCAGGUCUACAGAGAACUAAUUCAAUCCGCGUGUCACGUGCUAUGCAGGAUAAGGACAUUUCUAACCUGCCGGAUGUGCCAAGCAGAGCUUUGCGUCAUUCACGGUCUGAUCUGGAACCUGCCAAACCUAACAAGCCAACCAGACUGCCUCUCAUCAAAUCAAACAUAUCCACUGACGGUUUGAUUAGCAGGAAGAAUCCAAGGGAGGUGUCGUAUGGGGCAGGAUACGCAGCCAGUAGUCCAAGACAGAAUGUGAGCGUGGGUUUGUUAGGGGCACAGUUGUCGCCACGUUUACCAGAUCCCGACAGGGUGCCUUCAUCUAAGUGAACACCAAUAUCUAUACUAUCAUGAUGAGCUGUGUGUACAUCUUUUUCUUCAUGAAUAUCCUACACACAUGUAUUUUAGAGAUUUGAGAAAGUUUUUAGUCUUUCAGUUCAUUUGGCUUAACAUUGUGCAUAGGUAUGUAUAUAUAUAUAGGCUUAACAGCAUUUUGUAGGCAAAGCGUAUGCUUAAUAUUUGUUAGUAACACUACAACAGGUGGAGUGAUUAAUACAUGUUUGUAACGUUACACCAGAUGGAAUGGUUAAUACUUGUUAGUAAUGUUACAACAGGUGGAGUCAUUAAUACUUGUUAGUGAUGUUACCACAGGUGGAGUUGUUAAUACUUGUUUGUGAUGUUACAACAGGUGGAGUCAUUAAUACUAGUUAGUAACGUUACAACAGGUGAAGUCGUUAAUACUUGUUUGUGACGUUACAACAGAUGGAAUCAUUAAUACCUGUUAGUUAUGUUACAUGAGGUGGAGUUGUUAAUACUUGUUAGUGAUGUUACAACAGGUGGAGUGGUUAAUACUUGUUUGUGAUGUUACCACAGUUGAGUCAUUAAUACUUGUUAGGAUCAUUACAUCAGGUGGAGUGGUUAAUACUUGUUAGUAACGUUACAACAGGUGGAGUGGUUAAUACUUGUUAGUAACGUUACAACAGGUGGAGUGGUUAAUACUAGUUAGUAACGUUACAACAGGUGGAGUCGUUACUUGUUAAUACUUGUUAAUUCUGUCUUUCAUUGAUUUUGUCCAUGAAAUAUUCCGGGUUAGUGUGUAUAUGUCCAUGGCAUUCUACAUCUAGGUCUAACUGUGGAGGUUGAGCUGGCUCGACUUUGCAUGUGUAUGUGGUGCCCAGACAAUUGAUGUUUUUCCUUGGGUACAUGUACACGAUUUAUAUUUUGACAUGUGGUUUAGAUACAGAUAUAUAUGUGUAUAUUUUUAUAUUUUCACUACAUGUAAAUUUUACAUCUUGGUGAGAAAAUAGUGUGUGCACUAUUAAAGUUAAAAAGUAGAUUCUGUCAGCAUUAAUUUGCAGGUACAUAGUGCUUUCAUAUAUAUAGUAUUGCCUUAUAGAAGUACAGAUGUGGAAAACCUGGCAAUGGCAAUGGAGUACAUUUUCAGGCUAAUAACAGAUAAACCGAAGAAAAAUGCCACUUUUGUUCAGUGUUUUCUGUAUAGAAGAUUUGCGGAUCUUGACAUUUUGGUGUUUUCAUCUGGUCUGAUGUUUUCUAAAGUAAAUUGUGUCCAGUUGUAGCCAUUGUGUGUAAUGUGAGAUGGUUGAUGGCUGCUAAGUUACAGUGUCGCUGUCAUGAUAUCCACAUGUUCAUGUCAAUAAAAGGUCACCUUGUCAAUUUAUGUAUAUGUAUGCACGUGUAUUAUGAUACAGUCCCUAGUGUGCUCGCCUUGUAGAGGACAGAUUGCAUCUGCAGUGUUUGUUGUAGGCCUACAUGUAUUUGUUUGAUAUACAUGUACAUGUGCUUUUGUUUGAUCUUUUAUGUUUAAUCUUUCAUUGGUUGAGUCAAAUUAGACGAGCAAAGCAUAUCAUUUAUCACAGUUUUACUACAGAAUAGAUUUUUAAUAAAUUUUCUGUGUUGUAUUGUUUAAUUUGGCAUGUAGAAGUUUUGAUUGUAAUCCAUGCAUAUACCUGUGAUUCUGUGCUAAUCCUGAAUUAUCCUUAUUCCAACUUAUGCAUACACUCGUCAGAUUAAGGCCAUGAAAUCAUUUUAAUCCUGUUACUGCAAAUUACCCAAAACUCUGUCUCUGAGUUGCUCAUUCUUUUAGUUCUGAGAGUUCUAUUAAUCUUUAAGAGAAAAUAUUGUGGCUUUUGUUUGGAGUACAUGCAGGUUGAUGUCCUACUGGAAAACUGCAAUUGUCAGCACUAAAAGUUAUAUUUUAUGACAUUGACUUGCUUCUAAAAAUGCAUUUUGAAUGACAUUUUAGGUCAUUUACAGUAGAAAGCAAAUGUAUGAGACUGUUGUGUGAACAUGAAUCUUAUUACACUGGCUGUGCCCACUGUAAAACUUGCCUUAUGCUCAGUUAAUGUGCAGGAAGAGGGACAAGAGAUGCAUACGAUAUCUACCAGUAAUGUGGGCAAUGUGUAGAUUCUUGUUUGCAUACAUGUAUUUGUAUAUACUUUCUAAUCCUGGGCUUAAAACUAGGCAGGGAGUUGACUUCAUCCGGCCAUAGCCUGCCAUUGUUACACUGUACUUUAUCUGGUCAUAGCAUGCCAUUGUAUCACUGUUCUUCAACUGGCCUAUAGCAUGCCAUUGUAUCACUGUACUUUAUCUGGCCAUAGUAUGCCAUUGUAUCACUGUACUUCAUUCGGCCUAUAGCAUGCCAUUGUAUCACUGUACUUUAUCUGGCCAUAGCAUGCCAUUGUAUCACUGUACUUCAUUCGGCCUAUAGCAUGCCAUUGCAUCACUGUACUUCAUCCAGCAGAAUCAUGCCAUUGUCUUACUGUACUUCAUCCGGACUAUAGCAUGCCAUUGCAUCACUGUACUUCAUCCGACCGAAUCAUGCCAUUGUCUUACUGUACUUCAUCCAGACUAUAGCAUGCCAUUGUAUCACUGUACUUCAUCCGGCCAUAUGCCAUUGUCUCACUGUACUUCAUCUGCCAUAGCAUGCCAUUGUCUUACUGUACUUCAUUCGGCCUAUAGCAUGCCAUUGCAUCACUGUACUUCAUCCGGCCGAAUCAUGCCAUUGUCUUACUGUACUUCAUCCAGACUAUAGCAUGCCAUUGUCUCACUGUACUUCAUCCGGCCAUAUGCCAUUGUCUCACUGUACUUCAUCCGGCCAUGGCAUGCCAUUGUCUCACUGUACUUCAUCCGGCCAUAGCAUGCCAUUGUCUUACUGUACUUCAUUC
Liolophura sinensis is the source of this 5607-nucleotide messenger RNA. Its product is annotated as phosphoinositide 3-kinase adapter protein 1-like. Gene Ontology annotation, cellular component: cytosol. The record is from RefSeq and is a predicted model, not a curated record. Gene Ontology annotation, molecular function: transmembrane receptor protein tyrosine kinase adaptor activity; fibroblast growth factor receptor binding. Lineage: Eukaryota; Metazoa; Mollusca; Polyplacophora; Chitonida; Chitonidae. The transcript has 16 exons. The coding region runs from base 245 to 2752 and encodes 835 amino acids.